Molecule: messenger RNA, 932 nt
Organism: Drosophila serrata
Lineage: Eukaryota; Metazoa; Arthropoda; Insecta; Diptera; Drosophilidae
Gene: MED8
Product: mediator complex subunit 8
Biological process (GO): regulation of transcription by RNA polymerase II
Cellular component (GO): core mediator complex; mediator complex
Molecular function (GO): RNA polymerase II cis-regulatory region sequence-specific DNA binding; transcription coregulator activity
Source: RefSeq, a predicted model, not a curated record
UACCGAAUUGUCAGUAGCCAAAUGGAGAAGGGUCACACAACCGUGUUUUAUGUGAAAUAAUUAACAAGUAAACAUAAUAAAAUGCAGCGGGACGAAAAGCUAUUCGAGAUGACGCUGGAUACCGUCCUCCAGCGCUUAAACGACCUCAAGCUGGCGGUGCUCUCCAUGAUUCAAAAACUGGAGAUGGAAUACGAGACAAUCAACUGGCCAACGUUCCUGGACAACUUCGCUAUUAUUUCCAGUCAUCUUACCGGACUGACCAAAAUCCUGGCGAAGGAACAGUGUCCACCGCUUCGAAAUCGCACCGUCCUGCCUCUGCUAGUCUCAAUGGAACGGGACGAUACGCUCAUCAAUAUCACAGAGGGUCGAGUGCCGGUCUUCUCACACGACAUUGUUCCGGACUAUCUGCGGACCCGGCCGGAUCCGAUCACAGAGCAGAAGAUGCAGCAGAACGAGCAGAAGGCGGCCAACCUCACCAAUGAUGCGGCAAUGAAACAGGUCACGCAGUACAACAAAGUUGUGUCGCACGUCCUAGACAUGGUGAGCAAGGCCCGCGAAGAGUGGGAGAUCGAAAGCUCCUCGCGCACUGGAAUCCAACAGACGAGCAGCAUGGCGGACACACAGCUGCUCGUAGCCGCCGUGGGCAUGGGUAAGGGCCUGAAGCUCACCAACUAUGGACCUGGACCUGGCAUGAUGGUCCCACCCUCGAUCCGUGCACCCUCGCCAAUGGGCGGACCCGCCAUGAGUCCGGGUAAUGUGCAGCAACAGCUGGGCAAGGCGCCGUCGGCGGUAAAGACCAACAUCAAGGCGGCAAAUCAGGUGCACCCGUUCUCUCGAUAGCAAAAUCCUUAGUUUAUUGUUGCGCUUUGCACUGCAGAGUAAUUAUUCUUUCCAUCUGGCGGAAUGUAUGGUCAUAAUAAAUAUAUGUACUU